Molecule: messenger RNA, 1090 nt
Organism: Tauraco erythrolophus (red-crested turaco)
Lineage: Eukaryota; Metazoa; Chordata; Aves; Musophagiformes; Musophagidae
Source: RefSeq, a predicted model, not a curated record
GUUGUGUUAAAGAUCAUUAAACAUUACCAAGAAGAAGGACAGGGGAAUGAAGUGGUCCAGGGAGUGCUGCUGGGUCUUGUGGUGGAUGACAGACUUGAAAUCACAAAUUGCUUCCCUUUCCCUCAGCAUACGGAAGAUGAUGCAGACUUCGAUGAAGUUCAAUACCAGAUGGAAAUGAUGCGAAGCCUUCGCCACGUAAACAUUGAUCAUCUUCACGUUGGCUGGUACCAGUCCACGUACUAUGGCUCUUUUGUCACUCGUGCCCUCCUGGACUCCCAGUUCAGUUACCAGCACGCAAUUGAGGAGUCUGUAGUUCUCAUUUACGAUCCCAUUAAGACUGCCCAAGGGUCCUUGUCACUAAAGGCAUAUCGACUGACUCCCAAACUGAUGGAAGUUUGCAAAGAAAAAGACUUCUCUCCAGAAGCCUUGAAAAAAGCCAAUAUUGCUUAUGAAAACAUGUUUGAAGAAGUGCCCAUUGUAAUUAAGAAUUCGUACCUGAUCAAUGUGAUGUUGUGGGAACUGGAAAAGAAAUCCGCAGUAGCCGAUAGACAUGAAUUGCUCAGUCUGGCUAGCAGUAAUCACCUAGGGAAGAGUCUGCAGCUGCUCAUGGACAGAGUGGAUGAGAUGAGCCAAGACAUUGUUAAAUACAAUACUUACCUGAGGAAUGUAAGCAAACAGCAGCAGCAGAAACACCAGUACCAGCAGAGACGUCAGCAAGAAAAUAUACAGCGUCAAAGCCGAGGAGAAGCCCCUCUUCCUGAGGAAGACAUCAACAAACUUUUUAAACCACCACAGCCGCCUCCAAGAAUGGAGUCACUCCUUAUUGCAGGUCAAAUUAAUACCUAUUGCCAGAAUAUUAAGGAGUUCAAUGCACAGAACCUGGGCAAGCUUUUCAUGGCUCAGGCUCUCCAAGAUUACAACAACUGAAGAAACUUUGCUGUAUCCCUCAACAGGAGGAGUUCUUUACUGUUCUAUACUGUUCAUGAUCCUCUUGAAAAUUUAGUAUAUUGGGAAAAGUCUUGUAAAACAGAGUCACCUUGGUUUGUGUAGAAUUCUCCUGUAAGAAAAAUAAAGGCAAAUUUUAAUGAUA